AUGAAACAGGUAUACAAGGCCAUCCUCCAUGGUGACCGGGUGGAGUGGGUCGACGACGCCCCGGACGCGGACGGACCUGUCGAGGUCGAAAUCACGGUGGAGACUAAUUCCUAUGGCCGUGCCCAUAACGAGGACGAUAUUCCGCCGGUCUCGCAGUACUUACAGGCACUUGCCGAUAUGGGUACCUUCGCUGAAAUAGAGGACCCUGUGGCCUGGCAGCGGGAGAUUCGCAAGGACCGCCCUUUGCCCGGCAGGGAAUGA
This is a messenger RNA of Geodia barretti, 261 nucleotides long. Lineage: Eukaryota; Metazoa; Porifera; Demospongiae; Tetractinellida; Geodiidae. The record is from the annotation of a GenBank genome assembly.